GUCGCCGGGCAGCUUCUCGACACUCUCCAACAUGGCGGCUGCGGCUGUGUUCCCCGUGUCCAUGUCCAUGUGUGUGCGGGUGAGCCGGGGCCUGCUGAGGCUCCGCAGCGGGGCGGUGACUGCCUCUAGUCAGGCUCUGGUGGACAGCGGCCGGACCCUCUCCACGGAGAAGCCGGCUCCGGUCGGACUGGCUCAGGCGAUCCUCCAGGAGAGACUCCAGCAGCAGCAGCAGCAGCAGGGCAAGCCUCCUCCUGAGGGAGGCGAGGGCGAGAAGGAAGGAGAACAUACAGGACCAGAGGACAAGAAGCAGAAGGAGAACACCGCCUACGCCAAGAAGAUGGUGCUACGGCUCGCCGGGCUCAUGGGAGUCGGCGGAGCGGUCGGCAUGGUCUACCUGUUCGGCACCAAUUCAGUGGACGAACAAGGACACGUGAUUCCAGACGAGUUCGACAGAGAUCCUCCCGUCGUCCAACAGUUGAAAAGAACCUUCAAAUACUUCCAGGACUACAGACAGAUGAUCAUCGAGCCGACGAGCCCGAAGCUGCUGCCCGACCCCCUGAAGGAGCCGUACUACCAGCCUCCCUACACGCUGGUGCUGGAGCUCACCGACGUCCUGCUGCACCCGGAGUGGUCGUUGUCGACAGGUUGGCGGUUUAAGAAGCGUCCGGGCAUCGACUACCUGUUCCAGCAGCUCGCUCCGCUCUACGAGAUUGUCAUCUUCACCGCAGAGACCGGCAUGACGGCGUAUCCUCUGAUCGACAGCAUCGACCCAGGGUUCGUCAUGUAUCGCCUCUUCAGAGAUGCAACGCACUACAUGGAGGGGCAUCAUGUUAAGGACGUGUCCUGUCUGAACCGGGACACCAGUAAGGUGAUUGUGGUGGACUGUAAGCGGGAGGCGUUCAGCCUGCAGCCCUUCAACGGCAUGGCUCUGAAGAAGUGGGACGGAAACUCAGAGGACCGGACGCUCUACGACCUCGCCAACUUCCUCAAGACCAUCGCUCUGAGCGGCGUGGACGACGUGCGCUCGGUGUUGGAGAACUACGCUCUGGAAGACGACCCCAUCGACGCCUUCAAACGCCGACAGGCUCAGCUGGCGCUGGAGGAGGAGCAGCGUCUGGCCGAGCUCUCCCAGCAGAAGAAACAGGGACUGUCUCUCGGCUCCAUCGCCUCGCGGUUCUGGCGCUCCAAACAGCAGUGAGGCCCCGCCCCCACCCUCUCACACGUCCACCAAUCGCAGCCCGGCUCGCCAUCUGCGUCGAGGGGAGGGGCCAGAGGAGAGGCGGGGGGGAGAGACCUGCGUCCCUGCAACCAAUCAUGUCUCAGUUGGCGGGAACAUUGUCCGUCCUCUGCACCAAUGAGAGGCACUUCCUGUUCUUUUGGAGGCGGGGCGUCGGCGGCCCCGCUCCCGUUGGAUGUCACCUGACGCGUAUCUAAGCUGCUGAUUGGUUAAAAAAAGAAAAACAAGAGACGGAGGAUCCAGGUCAGGAUAAACUCUUGUUGUUGGCGGUUUGGAGGCUGAUCUGAGAUCAGCGCUGCUAUCGCCACUCCAGCUGUGGAUCGGCCCCGCCCGCUCACAGGAUCUGACCUGAGAUCAGCGGCGCUCCCGUACCGCACCUCCAGAAUGUCUAUUUAAUUGUAUUUCCUGUUCCUCUCUGUGUGUGUGUGUCAGACUGGCUGCCGGAGACGACGUUAAAAUAAUGAAUAUUGUUUAUAAGAAAUAAAGAUUAAACAGGAAGUAGUGUUCCUGAGAGUUUAUUCAGCGUGUCAGACCGUCGGCGUCGUCCGGCGGUGGUGGCGGCGUGGACGGGUGAUCGCCUCGGCUUGUGGCCGCGGUGAAGACUGGACUGGUGGAGAAGCGAAGAUCCCUCCUCGUCUCUCAUUUACACACAAGGAUCAGUCUGUUCUGUAUUUUUCUUAUUGUCAACAAAUCCCAUAAAAAAAAAAAAGACUCAAACCAACAACGUGUAAGUCCGUCCCUCAUUACUGUCUGACUUCCUGUCUGCAGCUCCAAGCACAUUGGUUCCUACUGAUGACGUACAUCUGUAAAAACACAUUCAUUUGAAAAAAUAAAGGCUCAGUAACUUCCUAAAACAAAGGCUAAACGCCAACAAAUAUGGAUUGAAGCAGAAAGGCUAAACGCCAACAAAUAUGGAUUGAAGAAAAUAUUUAGUUCAAUUGUAUACACAUUAAACAGUGUGUGUUGGAGGA
This is a messenger RNA of Sebastes umbrosus (honeycomb rockfish), 2208 nucleotides long. RefSeq names its product translocase of inner mitochondrial membrane 50 homolog (S. cerevisiae) (gene timm50). NCBI's taxonomy places the organism in Eukaryota, Metazoa, Chordata, Actinopteri, Perciformes, Sebastidae. Gene Ontology annotation, molecular function: phosphoprotein phosphatase activity. The record is from RefSeq and is a predicted model, not a curated record.